This is a messenger RNA of Staurois parvus, 340 nucleotides long. The record is from the annotation of a GenBank genome assembly. Lineage: Eukaryota; Metazoa; Chordata; Amphibia; Anura; Ranidae.
CACAAAUCGAUGUACUGGCAUCCUGAGCGCAAUUGUUACUGGGUCAGGUUAAUUACGCAAUUAACCCUUCACACUGCCACCACCUCCUUUUUGUACAGAGAAAAAGGAAACUGCGAUAUCAGCAAAAACACUAGGAUGGGUUAUACGAUCGUCUGUACACCACUGUCACUGCAGACAGGUUAUACAGAUGGUUAAACACACAUAGUAGUGCUCUUCAGUGGCAGGAAUUCCUAAGUUGCAUUAACGAGCUAUAGAAACAGUUCAGCACUUUCAGAAAGAAAGAUUUAUUACUAAAAGGUCAAAAGGGUGCAAUAAAAAUAUUUACAGAAAAAAGAUGUAA